AACGCUGAGAAUGAGGGCCAACAACAACCGGCACAACCCCUCGAGGAAUGCACUGACAGUUGUUGGGAUGAGCCCUUCAAAUCACAUACCGAUACCAAGCCGUACGGCCCGAUGUCAGUGGGCUGUGACUUCACAUUCGUUGACUUCGACAACGUUUACGGCAUCCCUGAGCACGCGGACAGGUUUGCCCUCAAAAACACUAAAGGAACUACUGAUCCCUACCGGCUAUACAAUGUAGACAUUUUCGAGUACGAAACCGAGACUCCAAUGUCUCUGUACGGCGCCUACCCCUUAAUGGUAGCCCACUCUACCUCACGAACAGUGGGCCUCUUAUGGCUGAACCCGUCGGAGACGUGGAUCGACAUCGAGUCGGCCAACACUGGCUUCUCCGGUCUCAUAUCGAAUCUGGUGUCGGGAGAGACCAAAAACAAGUUAACCCAUUGGUUCAGUGAGACGGGGGUCGUCGACGUGUUCUUCCUAUUGGGCCCCAAAUCCAGUGAUGUUAUGCAACAGAACGCCAAACUCACGGGAACUACACAACUGCCCCCUCUAUACUCCAUUGGUUACCAUCAGUGCCGAUGGAAUUACUGGAAUCAAGGCGAAGUAAGUGAUGUGGACAACAGCGCCGAUGCGCACGACAUCCCAAUGGACGCCAUAUGGCUGGACAUCGAGUACACGGAAUCCAAGUCUAAGAAGUACUUCACUUGGGAUCCGCAGACGUUCGGCGACGCAAAGUCGUUGGUGUCGAACCUGACAUCGAAAGGCCGUCGACUCAUCACUAUAAUUGAUCCGCACAUUAAGAAGGACUCCAAUUAUCACAUAUACCAAGAGGGCACCAAAAAUGGUUACUUCACUAAAGACAAUAAGGAUCAGGACUUUGAAGGUUGGUGUUGGCCGGGCAGCUCAAUGUGGGUCGACUACCUGAACCCGGACGCCGCCAAGUGGUGGAGCAGUAAGUUCGAGCCCUCGCACUUCCCCGGGUUUGACGGAUUGGUAGACAUCUGGAACGACAUGAACGAGCCGUCGGUGUUCAGCGGACCCGAAGUGACGGCUCCCAGAGAUAUGAAACAUUACGGCGACGUAGAGCACCGGGACCUGCAUAACAUGUACGGCUUUCUCAUGACAAAGUCGACGUACGAGGGGCUGACCCAAUACCGGCCGAACACCCGGCCAUUCAUACUGACGCGUUCAUUCUUCGUGGGUUCGCAGCGUCACUGCGCGGCCUGGACUGGAGAUAAUAUGAGCAAAUGGGAGCACCUGAGGAUGACUAUCCCUAUGCUACUGUCCCACUCCAUCGCCGGCAUCACAUUCAUCGGCGCAGACAUUCCCGGCUUCUUCUACAACCCCGAGACCGAGGAACUAGUGGUCCGAUGGUAUCAGACAUCUGUGUUUCACACGUUUUUCAGAGGACACGCCCACUUGGAUACCAAACGCCGUGAGCCCUGGACUUUCUCGGAGCCCACCAAACUGGCCAUUCGGGACGUAAUCCGUUUGCGUUACACAUAUUUGCCGCUAUUGUAUAAACUCUUCUAUGAGAACGAGUUGAAUGCCUCCAAUGAGACCCCUGUGGAUGACAUUCCCCGAAGACUUCACGACCCGCUCUCACUCGACAUAUUCCUCGAUAACGUGGGAUCAGCUGAGGGUCAGCUAUACUUAGACGACGGCCAGACGUUUGACUACAAGACGGGUAAACAUAUUUACGGCAAAACCCAGUUCACGAGAAAGACAUUAAGUUAUGAGAUAAUUGACGGCAAAUACGACGAGUCGAAGGCAUGGCUCGAAAGGGUCACUAUUUUCGGGUAUCCGUCGAAACCCCAGAAAGUGUUCAUCACUUCCGGCGAUAAGACCAAUCAAUUGGCGUUCAAAUACGACCAACAAAAACGUAUUCUAGUUAUACGCAAACCAGGGCUGGCCUUUACCAACAGCUGGCAAAUCAAGAUCUCUUAA
Molecule: messenger RNA, 1947 nt
Organism: Oppiella nova
Lineage: Eukaryota; Metazoa; Arthropoda; Arachnida; Sarcoptiformes; Oppiidae
Source: the annotation of a GenBank genome assembly